UUGAAGAGCCCACAUGCUGCCCUUAUGUAGUAUAUAUAUACCCACAAAUCUCUGUAACUUCCUCUUCAGUGAAUCCCCUUCUUCUUCUUCUUCCCCAAAUCCCCUCUUCAUUUCAUACAGAAUCUACAGCUUCACACCAUUAUGGCCACCACAGCAACAGAUAAAGUGGUGGAGACAGUGAUCGCCGGAAAUUAUGUCGAAAUGGAAGCCGACGGCAACCCUCCCAAUGUCAAAACCAAGCUCUCCAAGCUCUUCUGGCAUGGCGGCUCCGUUUACGAUGCUUGGUUUAGCUGUGCUUCAAAUCAGGUUGCCCAAGUUUUGCUUACUCUACCCUAUUCGUUUUCCCAACUGGGAAUGCUCUCUGGAGUUCUGUUUCAGCUCUUCUAUGGCUUGCUUGGUAGCUGGACUGCUUAUUUAAUUAGUGUACUCUAUAUUGAAUACAGAACUAGAAAAGAAAGGGAAAAAGUUGAUUUCAGAAACCAUGUUAUUCAGUGGUUUGAAGUUCUUGAUGGGUUGCUUGGGAAACAUUGGAGGAAUGUGGGUUUGGCAUUUAACUGCACUUUUCUUCUGUUUGGAUCUGUUAUUCAACUUAUAGCUUGUGCAAGUAAUAUUUAUUACAUAAAUGACAACCUAGACAAGAGAACUUGGACAUACAUCUUUGGAGCUUGCUGUGCCACCACUGUCUUCAUUCCUUCCUUUAGAAACUACAGAAUCUGGUCCUUUCUUGGUCUCUUAAUGACCACUUACACAGCUUGGUACCUCACCAUUGCCUCCAUCCUCCAUGGCCAGGUGGAGGGAGUUAAGCACUCUGGUCCAACCAAGUUGGUCCUUUACUUCACUGGGGCCACCAACAUUCUUUACACAUUUGGUGGGCAUGCUGUUACAGUGGAAAUCAUGCAUGCAAUGUGGAAACCUCAGAAAUUCAAGGCAAUUUACUUGGUGGCCACUGUGUAUGUGCUAACACUGACACUCCCAUCUGCAGCUGCUGUGUAUUGGGCAUUUGGAGACAUGCUUCUUAAUCACUCAAAUGCCUUCUCUCUUCUCCCAAAAUCACCCCUCAGAGACAUGGCUGUCAUCUUAAUGCUCAUCCACCAGUUCAUCACAUUUGGAUUUGCUUGCACACCUCUUUACUUUGUGUGGGAGAAAGCCAUUGGAAUGCAUGAAUGUAAGAGCUUGUGCAAAAGGGCAGCUGCAAGAUUGCCUGUAGUCAUUCCCAUUUGGUUUUUGGCUAUAAUCUUCCCUUUCUUUGGUCCUAUCAACUCCACCGUUGGAUCUCUCCUCGUUAGCUUCACCGUCUACAUCAUUCCUGCUCUUGCCCACAUGUUCACCUUCCGAUCGCCUGCUUCCCGUGAGAAUGCGGUGGAGCAACCGCCGAAGUUCACCGGAAGAUGGGUCGGAGCAUAUGUGAUCAACGCAUUCGUGGUGGCUUGGGUGUUGGUCGUUGGGUUUGGUUUUGGUGGGUGGGCUAGUGUGACCAAUUUCGUACAUCAAAUCGACACUUUUGGGCUUUUCACCAAGUGUUACCAAUGCCCACCACAAUCGCCGCCGUCUCUGCUCAAUGUUACAGCGGCGCCACCUCCACAGCAUCAGCACCACCUCCACCAUCCUGGCAACCAUUGAUGAUUGAAGGUAGCAGAAUGAUGAAUUUGUUGCGGUUAAGGAAAGGGGUGAUUGGGAUGUGUUUUCUUUGCUCUGUACUGCAGCUUUUGGUUUGAUUAGAGAGACAGAGAGAAGAGGGGUAAAAUUCAGAGUUGGCGAAUGUCGCUCUUUUUCAUCCAAAAUAGUACAUUAUCCUUAUUAUUC
Molecule: messenger RNA, 1803 nt
Organism: Benincasa hispida (wax gourd)
Lineage: Eukaryota; Viridiplantae; Streptophyta; Magnoliopsida; Cucurbitales; Cucurbitaceae
Product: auxin transporter-like protein 2
Source: RefSeq, a predicted model, not a curated record